Pochonia chlamydosporia 170 is the source of this 3603-nucleotide messenger RNA. RefSeq names its product C6 transcription factor FacB. NCBI's taxonomy places the organism in Eukaryota, Fungi, Ascomycota, Sordariomycetes, Hypocreales, Clavicipitaceae. The coding region runs from base 1 to 3603 and encodes 1200 amino acids. Gene Ontology annotation, molecular function: DNA binding; DNA-binding transcription factor activity, RNA polymerase II-specific; zinc ion binding. Gene Ontology annotation, biological process: DNA-templated transcription; regulation of DNA-templated transcription. The transcript has 3 exons. The record is from RefSeq and is a predicted model, not a curated record.
AUGGACAGCGGCACGAUUGCCGAGCUGCACAUCGAUGUCCAACAAAUCGAAACGCAGCUUCCCAGGUCCAUUGCCUCAGGCACAACAUCCCUCCCCGAUAGCGACUCACCUCUUGCUCUUUCGCCCAAGUCGACGUUUAACUUUUCAUGGGUGCCGGAACCUCAGAUUUUAUCGUCACCAACACAUUCAUCUAGAUCGUCUCGUUGUCGCUCCUCGGGCAGCAGCAGCUUUGCGAGCAGCUUGAGCAGCGCAAGAAGCUCCACCAGCCACCACGGCCAGGGCUACCGGUGUGGCUUUGGCGCGUUGCAGCGAUCCUCAGUGGGGCCUUAUGCCGGAACUGCCACUGGCACUUCCACUGGCACCUCCAGUCCAACUGUUGCAACCGCUGCAACGACUCCCCGUGCCUGCUCGCCAAGUUGCAUGCACGGGUCCCUGACCGGGAGCCCCAGGCCAGGCUUGACUGCUCCCGGCUCUUUGACCGCUAACACCUUGGGCUUGAUUGGCAGCAAAUUGACAUCGACUGCAUCUCUCCAGGCUCCAUGUCAUGCUGCUCCACCUCCAUCGUUGCGAUGCACCACUCCUCCGGGUCUGGGUCCAUCAAGUCACUCUACAUCAAGCUCGGCUGCAGCUUCUCCAACACCAUCAUUUUCAUCCUCCGCUCUCUCUUCCGUUCCCACGUCGGCGCCCUCGUCCUCUCUGUCGACUCCAGUAAACCGUAUUAAUAUCAAUACAAACACUGCCACUGCCUCGCUAUUUCGGAGCUCCGGCUCCAGCUCUAGUCCGACUGGCGUCCUCUCCAUAUCGUCGGCGACCACGUCGCCCACGUCGCCAACCAGCAUCUCCCCGCGCUCGACAAGGCCGCCCGUCAAUGUCAAGAUGCCUCCGCGGCCUGCCAAACGGUCCGCCGAUGGCAGUGGAGCGAGCGACGACGAUGCAAACGGCUCCGGUGCCGGCAAGCUCAAGCUCGCACGCUCUGAUCGUGGGCCGGAGGACUUCUCGUCCGUCGUCAAGAACCGUCUUCAAUCGUAUACACGCACCGGCCAGGCUUGCGACAGGUGCAAGGUGCGAAAGAUCCGCUGCGAUGCCCUGCCCGAAGGAUGCUCGCACUGCAUCAACCUAAAUUUGGAGUGCUACGUCACGGAUCGUGUCACUGGGCGCACCGAGCGUCGAGGCUACAUGCAGCAGUUGGAACGAGAGAAGAACAGCAUGAUGUCACGCAUUCGCGACUUGGAAAAGCUCUGCGCAGACAGGGGCAUCGAGGUGAAGCCUUUCCAGGGCGGUGUCCGCGCACAAAGCCCUCCAGACGGUGUUGACGAUGAGAUGGGGAAUGCGUCGUCAGCAGCUCAAUCGACCUCCACCGCUGUUUCAAACGAGGGCUGGUCGCAAUAUGGUUCGCUCUGGAUCAAGGAGAGCUCGUCACCGAAACCGGCAAAUAACAUCAUCAGAUUCAAAACGCCGCGGAAUGAGUGGCAAACGAGACCCGAGCAGAGCCGUUGGGGCGUUGGUGCUGAUGAUGCACCACUCAGCUCUUUAAAGGGUAUGACCCUUACGCUGCUAGGCACAACCAUCGAGACCACUGCGUUUGAGGCUCCUGAUGUCGACGAGCCUCUUUCCGUGACUGACCCGUCCAUGCCUCUGUACAACAAAUCGGUACAAGCGUUUCUUCGUUCAACCAUGGGAGUGAAUCCCCCCGUCCGGGUGGAACUGCCCACACGCGAGAAUGCCUUCAUGUACGCGGAGUGGUAUUUUAUCACCAUUGCCUCGUUUGUGCCAUUGCUGCACAAACCAACCUUUAUGAAACUUUUAACGAGAGUGUACGAUGAACCCGGAUUCAAAGCCUCAGUACCCGAGUUGGUAUUGGUGCACAUGGUCUUUGCGACUAUUUUGUUCCAAUUCGGGGUUCGAAACAGCCAAACUCUGGAACAGCGCAACAACUUCAACGAUCUUUCAAACAAGCAUUACCAUUUCGCCCUCAGCAAGAUGUAUGAGAUCUUUUCAUCCACCGAAUUCGAGGCCUUGCAAGCAUUGGUUCUCAUUGCAUCCCACACGAGAGCAUUCCCCAAACCCGGCAGCGGCUCAAUUGUUGCAAGCAUGGCUUUGCACCGAGCACUUGAACUGAAUUAUCAUCGGAGAACCAAAAAGCCUGGCGAACCGACGGACUUGCAGAACGAACUCCGCAAGCGAGCCUGGUGGAACAUGAUGACCGUUGUUGUGGACAUCAAUGGCAAACGAGGCUAUCCUCUCCCCCUGUCUGUGCAGGACUUUGACGUCGACUUUCCCGAGCCGAUUGCCGACGAGCUGCUGUCUGAUGACGGCGUCGAUACGUCUCGCACGCUUCCUUGCCCAUACGAGGUUGCAAUUGCCGGGUUUAAAUGUGUUCCCAUGUACAUGGAGAUGUACGCCAACAUCUUCAGCGUGCGGCGAGACGAAAGCAACUACAAAAAUAUUGUUGCCGCCUUGGAGGCGCAGAUGAACCAGUGGGAGGCGGAACUUCCCGCGUCAAUGCGGUUGAACCCGCCAAAGAAACACGACCACGAAAUGGUUGGGCCCCUGUUUGCGCGCACCUUUAUGCUAGAAUUCCGCCUGCAUGUCAGACAUCCAUCCCUAGCAAUGACCACGGAUCAGGAGAUGAUUGCUGAAAAUACGAGAAUCUGCGAGAACGCCGCAAGGGAAUACCUUGAAACUGUAGAGCACCUGAGUAAGAUGAAGGCUUUGGAUACCACGUGGCAUCAAAUGUCUGUCUACUGUGUUGCCAUUUUGUCCAUGUUGGUACCACAGUGGGAGCGACGAUUUGAGAUCACUCCGGAAGAAGUAACAAAGCUGAGGGAAGAAAUGGAGAGAUGGAUGAACGUGGUCAAGGAAAUGAGCACCCUCUUAGGUUGUGGUAGCGGAACGAGUACUCAGAUUGCACAACUAAUAAAUCGGACCAUGGCCUGGAUCGAGCACGAUAUGCCGAAAGAGGAGAUGAAGAGCGCCAUUCGGACUCAUGCCAAUAUGAAGCAAGAACAGCAGCUGCCAUUGCAAAACGCAGUAUCACUGGCACCCCCUGUCUCGUUUGGAGGCUCAACGUCCCAACAUCCAUCUAUUUCAUCGGCUGGCACUUCCCAGACUGGAGAUGUUACCAAAAACUUCUACACCGCCGACGGUACGGCCACGGCGCAUGCGACAUACCCGUCGCUUGCCUAUGUUGAGCAGCCAGCUCAGCCAACCGCCCAAGCGGCAACUUCCUACCAGCACGAUCAGGCGGGCAUGUUUUAUCCCACAGCUACCGCGACCGCUGGCACGGCACAUGCAGCUGGUCACUCUCAAUCUGACCCCCUCGUGAAUUAUGCUUCCGAGGCGGGGCAGCAUCUCAGUCACCAUACCCCAGACAUGAUGUGGAGGUCAUCGUGGCAGAAUUGGUCUGCGGCCAUCGCCGACAGCCAGGAAAGAUACAGUGCCAAUGCGUUAAUGACGCUCGGCAGCGCCGACGCCGGCAGAAGCUCAGUUAUCACGCCCAUCAUGGCUGGCAACGGGAUGCCUCACGCUGGCGGGGAAUUGCCCAUGGUGCCACAACCAGCAUCAUGGCCGUUGAUCAUGUUUGAUCAAACACCUCAAGAGUAG